ACAAUGUCAAACCGAAGAGUUAUUAAACCAAUGCAGCUUCGGAUAUGGCGGCUUCACAUGUGGCAGGUGGUGGAUGUUACAGUCAUUGUGCACAUGAUACAAUUGAGGAGUGGUUGGAUGGAAAAGGGAAGAAAGAAUCCACAUUUGGAAGAAUAUGGUCACUCUGGCGUCACAUUAAUGGAGAGCAAUAAAAGGCCAGAGUAA
Sphenostylis stenocarpa is the source of this 204-nucleotide messenger RNA. The record is from the annotation of a GenBank genome assembly. NCBI's taxonomy places the organism in Eukaryota, Viridiplantae, Streptophyta, Magnoliopsida, Fabales, Fabaceae.